GUGGCUAACCCGGAGCAUAUAAAGCUAAAAGUGGUGGACCAGGCUCAUAAUGAGAUCCACUAUCGGGUCAAAGUGAGCGCACAGUUCGCCAAACUCAAGAAGUCCUACUCGGAAAGGGCUGGUAUGGAGGCCGACGACGCCAUUGAGGUCUAUGAGGAACAGGUUGGCGGUAAUGGACAACACUUCCUGAUGGUGUUCAUGGUUUUGAGACACUCGGAUGAGAGGGUCGGUAUCUCAGGGGACAUGUCAUCGGCGACGGGAACGGUAGACGGAGGGGCGGCUGCGGACUGGGAGCACAUAGAGCUGAAAGUGUUGGGUCAGGACAGCCACGAGACCCGAUUCCGCGUCAAACUCACCACACGGAUGGGUAAACUCAAGAAAUCGUACGCCGAGGCGAAGCGCCUACAGCUCCGGGAACUCCGGUUCUUGUUUGACGGCCACAUCAUUCAAGACAGAGACACGCCGGCGCUCCUUCAGAUGCUUAAUGGGGACGUCAUUGAGGUCUAUCCGCCACAGGAUGGCGGUGAUGCCGGUGCCGACGAUGGCAACCACUUCCAGACGGUGUCCACCGUUUAA
Messenger RNA from Oppiella nova, 576 nucleotides. The record is from the annotation of a GenBank genome assembly. NCBI's taxonomy places the organism in Eukaryota, Metazoa, Arthropoda, Arachnida, Sarcoptiformes, Oppiidae.